Thermothelomyces thermophilus ATCC 42464 is the source of this 897-nucleotide messenger RNA. RefSeq lists its product as uncharacterized. Gene Ontology annotation, biological process: regulation of transcription by RNA polymerase II. The transcript has 4 exons. Bases 1 to 897 code for a protein of 298 amino acids. The record is from RefSeq and is a predicted model, not a curated record. NCBI's taxonomy places the organism in Eukaryota, Fungi, Ascomycota, Sordariomycetes, Sordariales, Chaetomiaceae. Gene Ontology annotation, molecular function: DNA-binding transcription factor activity, RNA polymerase II-specific.
AUGUCGGGCGUUGUGCCGCCGUCCGACCUACCGUUCUCGGCUCCUCCCGGCCGCCGGGACGCCUCGACACCCAUAGUCCACGCCUCUCUGGAAAACAGCUUCCCGAAGCCCCUCUCCGUACACCGACCCCCGGGGUACGCCACUCUUGGCCGACGGACGCACAAGAAGAGCCGCACCGGAUGUUCGACGUGUAAAGCCAGGAAGAUCAAGACUUACGCCACGCUCACAGCGGACUCUUGCUUGUGGGAGUUUUGGCGCGAUGACGUUGUCCAGCUGGGCCUGCGACAAGACUAUAUCAUGCGUGCCGUGCUGGCCGUCAGCGCCCUGCACCUGGCCUACCACCGGCCGGACCGCCGUGACUUUUACAUCGAGGAGGGAAUCCUCCUUCAUCAAAAAGCGUCCCGGUCGGCCAUGCGCGUCAUGGCGGCCGGCGACAAGAUUGACAAGGACCAGGCGGCGACCCUGUUCGUGUUCAGCAUGCUCACCAUGUUUUUCGCACCGCUUCUGGCGCCGCUGCGCGCGCGCAUCGAGGCGGCCGCGUCCGCGGACCCGGCGCUGCGGCGGACGUACGCGCACGCGCUGGACGAGCUGGAGCUGGCGCUGGUCGGGGCGCGGGCGGACCCGGGGGCGCCGCGGGACGUGCUGGACGCCAUGGUGUGGCUGUGGGUGGUGUCGGACGAGUUCGUGCCGCUGCUGCGGGCGCCGACGCGGACGCAGGAGGCCGUCGCCAUCUUUGCCCACUUCGGCCUCCUCCUCCUCCGCCACCACGAGAGCCACUGGUGGCUGCGCGGGUGGGGGGACCACGUCAUCGCGCGCGCCGCCGAGAUCCUCGACGACGACCACCGCGCCUGGAUCGAGUGGCCGCUCAGGGAGAUGCGGACGCGGCGCGGAGGGUAA